GGCGAGUGGCAGGAGAAACAGGUGUGGAGCUGGUGAACAGCACUCACGCUGGGAGCCCACCCCUGUGCUGAGAUAGAGCAACGCAGGGCUGUCUUUCCUGCUCCAGAGCCUGUGAGGAGUUUGGUCUAUAUCAAGACGCUGGGUUCUGCCAUGUCAGAAGCGGGACCCCUGAUGCAGCUGUUCCUGCGGGGGCAGCCUAGAGUCUUGGGGGCCCUCUUGCUGUUGGCGGGGCUGCUGCAGAUGGCCUUUGGUGUCCUCCUGGCCAUUUCCCCCUGCGUCUAUAGGGAUGAGCUGCACGUCCACUUUUACUCGGCAGUGCUGUUGCUCUUGGCUGGCAUUAUCACUCUGGCUGCAGACACAACACACAGCCUGGCCCUGGUGAAAGCCUGCCUGGUCAUUUACAUCAUCUGCACGGUGGUGGUCGGCGUGAUCAACUUAUUCUACCUGGUGGACUUGGUGUACGAUCCCCGUAACCGGUACAUCCAGUGUCCUUCCAGCAACAGGUUGCACUGCAGGCGGCUGUACCAGAUCUCGCACUAUUGCACAGGCAUGCGAGCCAUCAUCCUGAUCUUAACCUCGCUGGGAUUCUUUGUUUCUAUUGCCCUGGCAGCAUUUGGAUGCAAAGCGGUGUGUCGCCAGAACUCUGCCGAUGAUGGGCCGGUCACCACCCUGACGAAUCCGCCUGCUUCCCAUGAGGCCACCAUGAAGCCCGAGCCUGUGGCAACAGAGGGACCCACGGUAGCCCUGGUAUUUGAUCUUCCACAAGAAGUCUAUCGGGGGCAUCUCCUCCUGCUUUAAUGGGUGGGUCUAUCAGCGAAGCUGCAGGCAUGGAUCAUGACAUGCAUUAUUGCUCCAGAGGAAUGGCUUUGUGGCUGAUUGAGGUGUGCUGCCAUUCCCUGCAAGAUAGUUUCUUAAUGUGUAGAACACCCCCUUCUUCAAAAAAUAAACAAACAAACUAGUUUCACCUUG
This is a messenger RNA of Gopherus evgoodei (Goodes thornscrub tortoise), 969 nucleotides long. Its product is annotated as membrane-spanning 4-domains subfamily A member 4A-like. Lineage: Eukaryota; Metazoa; Chordata; Testudines; Testudinidae. Bases 151 to 798 code for a protein of 215 amino acids. The transcript is spliced from 8 exons. Gene Ontology annotation, cellular component: membrane. The record is from RefSeq and is a predicted model, not a curated record.